AAGAACGAUAAUUCAAAAUAUGUCGUAAUGUUGUUUACAAGAAUAAAUUGAGGAUCUAACAUAUCUUUCACAUAUAAACUAAAGGCCAAAUACACCAUCAUGACGACUGCAGGUCCAGGUGGAUUUCAGGCCGGCACUGCUGUUGUCCCGGCUACUCAGGUGGAAAUCAGUGUCCAGUGCAGAAAUUUAGCAGACAUGGAUGUUUUCUCUAAAUCAGACCCAAUGUGUGUUUUGUUUAUGAAAGAUAUAAAAACUAACACUUUUUAUGAGGUCGGAAGAACAGAAACAAUUGAUAACCAGCUCAAUCCAAACUUUGCCAAGAAAUUUACACUCACCUACCUCUUUGAAGAAUUACAGAGCAUUGAAUUUGAAAUAUAUGAUGUUGAUUCUGCUUCUCAUAAUUUGAAAAAUCAUGAUUUUAUUGGACGGAUGGAGUGCAGCCUGGGAGAAAUUGUAGGGGCACCAGGAGGGAAAUUAGAAAAGCCUUUACAGGGAUCUAGGAGAAAGAAUGGGACAAUAAUAGUCAGAGGAGAGGAGCUAAGCAAUUGCAAGGAGGAGAUAACUCUUCAUUUCCGAGCUAGUCAUCUGGAUAAGAAGGAUUUCUUUGGAAAGUCUGAUCCUUAUUUACAGUUAUCCCGAGUUAAUGAAGAUGGCAGUUACACUGUGGUACACAGAACAGAAGUCAUCAUGAAGACGUUAAAUCCUACCUGGAGACCCUUUACAAUCAUGUCCAGGGCCUUGUGUAAUGGAGACUAUGACAGGAGCAUUAAAUUUGAAUGUUAUGACUGGGACAAAGAUGGAGGGCACGACUUAAUUGGAGAAUUUACAACAAAUCUCCGAGAAUUGUCAAGGGGUCCUUGUUCUUCCAAUGUUUUUCUACUUAUACACCCAAAGAAACAGGCAAAGAAAAAGAAAUAUAAAGAUUCAGGGGAGGUGCUACUAUUGAGUUAUAAAUCAGAGCAGAUCUUUUCGUUUCUGGAUUACAUACAAAGUGGUAGCACUGAAAUGAACUUCACAGUAGCGAUAGAUUUCACUGCCUCUAAUGGAAACCCCUCUUCUCCCUCAUCUCUUCAUUACCUGAACCCAUACGGAACCCCAAACCAGUACGCUGCGGCUAUUCAAGCUGUAGGAAACAUUAUUCAGGACUAUGACAGUGAUAAGCUGUUUCCAGCCCUGGGAUUUGGAGCAAGAAUGAGUGAUGGCUCUGUUCACCACGAGUUUGCAUUGAAUUUUAACCCCUCCAACCCAUUCUGUCAGGGAGUAGAGGGAGUCCUGCAGGCAUACUACAACUCACUGAAGAAUGUCCAACUGUACGGCCCUACAAAUUUCUCCUCCGUCAUUAACCACGUAGCCAGAUUUGCUCAGGCAAUACAAGAUGGCAGUCAGUAUUUUGUUUUGCUUAUCAUUACUGAUGGAGUGAUCACAGACAUGCAGCAAACCCAGCAGGCUAUUGUUAACGCCUCCAGACUCCCUAUGUCCAUUAUCAUUGUUGGUGUAGGGGACGCUGAUUUUACUGCUAUGAAUAUUUUGGACGGUGAUGAUGUCAGACUAUCUUACAAUGGAGUGUACGCAGAGAGAGAUAUUGUACAGUUUGUUCCAUUUAAUGACUUCCUAAACCUUGGUAACAUGACGUUGAGUCAAGCAGCCCUAGCUAAAGAAGUGCUGGCAGAAAUACCGGAUCAGUUUUUGUCGUACAUGAAAAAGCACAAUGUAAAACCCAGGAUAUCGGCUACUGCCCCACCAUAGAGCUACAUAUCCCUGAAGUAGAGAUAUCAUUUAUCAUGUUUACAGACUUCAAAUGCUUCUAAGAUUUUUAAUGCAAUAAUUCUUUUUAAUUAAUUUACUGCUGUUAAUUCAGUGUGUAUUCAUAGUGAAUUGAUGUAUUAGUGCUGUUAAUUCAGGGUGUAUUCAUAGUGAAUUGAUGUAUUAUGCUCUUAACAAUUAUUGGUUUUAGAUUUACUAGGGAUCUGUACAUGUACACUGUAUAUAUCUCCUUGAUUUUGCAGGUGCUUUUACAUUUACUUGUAUCAAUUCAUGUAAGUGUGUUAAUAAGAAAUAUCAGCCAUGUGUAGAAAAGGCAGUAUCUGAAAAGAGGUGUUAAUAUUGCCCAUGUGAACAAUAUAGUUUGUAGUUUAACAUUCUGUAGAUGUUUUGACAUUGUUUUAUGUACUUGUCUUUGAAACAACCAUUCUUUCCUUUAUAAUUUCACAGCUUUAUCUUGCAGUAUUUAAUUAAAGCCUAAAUGUAGGUUCCUGUAGGAAUAGAGACAUUUGCUGUGAUUUCAUACUAGAAUUUUUUAAACAUUCUUAAUGUGCAAUAUACAUUGUCAAGACAUUUAGGUUGGUGAUUCUGUUGCUUAUAUACCUUUUAUGGCAUUCUCUUUAGGUUUAGACUGAUAAUUAUAAUUUUUUUAUGUAAUUUUUACAUUUUUAUGUAAUACAUUUUAUACAAUUUAUUUUUAUCUUUAAAUGACUGUGUGAGAUAUUUUUCACUUUCUUUAUUGUCACUAAGGGCAAUUGAGAAGACUCACUGAUGGACAUUGGAUGUGGCAUCUGUUGAGUACAGACUUUAAACUGGAUGCUGUUUGGAUAUAUAUUGACUGUGCAUUGGUUUCAGUUUGUAUCUCAAUUAAUUUUGGACUACCUCCAGUUUAGAUCUCUGUUGAUUUUGAAUUGAACACAGCUUGGAUAACUGUUGAUUUUGAAUACUGUAGAAGUACUUUUUUUCCACGUGGUAUUAAUUUACGCUAUGUACGCGGCCACAAAUUUUCCGCGGAAAUUUUUCCAAGCGUACUUUUUAUAAAUGUAAGGCAUAUAGUGACAAUCUAAGAAAUCCACGUUAUUUUCUAUCCGUAGAUUAAAAAGAUAUUAAGAUUCCGCGGAAUUAUGAUUCCGUGGAAAAAAAUACGUCUACAGUAUGCUUAUAAUGCAGCAUCCAAUGACUUUGAACUGACUAUAGUAUAAAUAUUAAUCAACUCAAUGUACACAGUUAUUUUCUCUUUAACAGAUGCUCAACAAUGCUCAAUACAUUAAGAUGUAAUUCAUUUUCCUAAUUUGUACAAAUUGAUGUAAGCAUAGCAAAUGUUUUUAAUUGCUUAUUCUUUUGUUAACUUCUAACUUGGUUAGAUACAUGUGUACUGCAGCACCAACACUUUGAUUUUAGUUUCCUGUGUUCAGUUUUAGCUGUGAAGCUGUUGAAGUUUGUAAAACACGCAAUUCUGUGAUUUUAGAAUGCAUUUUAGAAAUGUUCAUUGCAAUAAAUGUGUUUAAGUUCAGUUUUAGGUUAUGUGAGUCACUUAGGUGACCAAUUGCAAUCUGUUUUUGUUCAUUUUUGUGCAUUGUUAGAAAUUCAACAGGAUUUAUAUGGCUUCUUCUCAAAAAGGGGAUUCAACAGUUUUGGUAUAGGAAAAUCAGUGGGACAAUGAUUAUGAAUUUAUGGCCACUACUUCCUAAUUAUACAGUAAAAAUGCAGCAAUUCUUUCAAAUUCUUCGCUAGACUACAGCAGUUUGUGAAAGCACUAGUUCGUUGUUUACAACUGAAUGUUAGUAACAAUAGAUAGUUUAGGCGACAGUCUGACAAACACUGGUAAAUGACAGCAUCACCCUCAGGCUUGACCUUUUUAUUGAUCCUUGGUUGCCUUUUUUCUCUCGAUUUUAAGCAAUGUAUCACACUAUAAUAUCAGUUUAUGUUCCUUUAUUUCAUAAUUAUGAAACCAUGUUUUUAUGGAUCCUUUUCAGGGUCGUAUUCUAUUUUACUCAGGUGACCGUUAAGGCCUCUGGUCCUCUUGUAUUUAUUGCUGUUCUUAAGAUGUAACAUAAUAUUUAAAACUAAUACUGAUACCAGUAUAUCUUGAAAAGUUUCAAUAUUUUUUUUUUUACUUUUACUAUUAGAUCUAUAUAAUUAUAUAUUUAAAAAUUUUGCAAAUAAACUUCAGAAAUCAUGCACCUUUUAAAUUUUAUUUUAAUUUCACUUGAAUAUAGUUAAAUAUCACCAUUAAUUAGCUGUAAGAGAGAGAGAAAGA
Messenger RNA from Saccostrea cuccullata (small rock oyster), 4021 nucleotides. Its product is annotated as copine-8-like. Gene Ontology annotation, cellular component: plasma membrane. Gene Ontology annotation, molecular function: calcium-dependent phospholipid binding. The record is from RefSeq and is a predicted model, not a curated record. The coding region runs from base 100 to 1746 and encodes 548 amino acids. Gene Ontology annotation, biological process: cellular response to calcium ion. The transcript has 21 exons. NCBI's taxonomy places the organism in Eukaryota, Metazoa, Mollusca, Bivalvia, Ostreida, Ostreidae.